This is a messenger RNA of Macrosteles quadrilineatus (aster leafhopper), 1887 nucleotides long. RefSeq names its product zinc finger and BTB domain-containing protein 49-like. The transcript has 7 exons. Gene Ontology annotation, molecular function: DNA-binding transcription factor activity, RNA polymerase II-specific; zinc ion binding; RNA polymerase II cis-regulatory region sequence-specific DNA binding. The record is from RefSeq and is a predicted model, not a curated record. Gene Ontology annotation, biological process: regulation of transcription by RNA polymerase II. Gene Ontology annotation, cellular component: nucleus. The coding region runs from base 1 to 1275 and encodes 424 amino acids. Lineage: Eukaryota; Metazoa; Arthropoda; Insecta; Hemiptera; Cicadellidae.
AUGAGUGUGACCAAAAAUGUCGAGGUACUAUGUCGAAUUUGCAGUGAGGAAAACAACGGAACGAAUAUUUACGGAGAUGAAGGAAUACGUAAUAAAUUGGAAGCGAAAAUAAGAAGCUACUUGCACAUAGAGGUUUCAAAAGAUGAUCUGCUUCCAAAAACAGUAUGCAUUUCCUGCUCUGAAAAAUUAGAUGGACACCACGAGUUUGCCUUAAUGGCUUUAAAAGUACAAGACAAACUUUAUAGUCUCGUGAAUGGCCAUGAUUAUACAAGCUCAUCAAAGAAAAAAGAAGAAUAUUCGGAAGAUAGCAAUGAUGUUGAGGAAGAACAAGAGGAGGUGGAUGAUGAUGAGGAAGAUUGUGAUGAAGAGGAAAGCGAAGAUAAUGAAGAAGAGGAAGAGGCAGAUUGCAAUGAUAAUGGAGAAGACAAUGAAGAAAUGGAACAUGCAGGAAGUUUAUUACAUUCUAUUUUGACAAACGGUCGACAAUCAGAGAGUGCUGAAGGUUCAGAGUCCAUGGAGGUUAGAGUAGAUCCAAUGCUAUUCUUCUCUGGGCAAGAUGAUAACAGUGUGGAUGGAGAGGAAAGCACACAAACUAACAAAGAGCUGAAGGAUGGGAAGCCUUAUCAGUGUAGUGUUUGCCCACGAGGUUUCAACUCAGAGAUCAGCCUACAGAACCACUUGUGGAGCCACCUGUCUCGGAGAGUCUUGUCUGAUACGGACCUCAACUCUCGCCUAAGGAGUAAAGGUGGAGGCAAGGGCACUGUGUACUCGUCCAACGGUGUGCUCCACACCGUGGGAGGCCUCCCUGUGACUCACCCUCACCAGUGCCCCAUCUGUGGACGACUCAGCUCCACCAAGGGCAACCUCAAAGUACACCUAGAGACUCAUCGGCCCAAGGGCAAGUACGCCUGCGAUAUCUGUGGAAGGAUAUUUAAGACACAGUCUAACCUGUAUCGCCACAAAGAGUAUCAUGGAGGGGACCAGUUUACAUGUGAGGUUUGCGCUCGAGUGUACCCUACCAAGAGCACUCUGCGCGCGCACAGUAUUACUCACAGCGACCUGCGGCCUCACCAGUGUCCGCUGUGCGACAAGACAUUCAAACGUAAUCAGGAUCUCAAGUUUCACAUCAACCAACACACAGGCGCCAGACCAUACAAGUGUCCGUUUUGUCCCAAAGCUUUUGCAAGUUCUGGCAAUUGCUUCUCUCACCGCAAAAGAAUGCAUCCCGGGGAACUAGAGAGGUACAAGGAGAUGGCGAACGGCUACGUCCAGUAACUGUGAUAAAUACAGGUCAAAGUCUGCCAGUAAAGUCCGACCAACAUGUUGGUUGAAACCUUUUGGUUGAAAGGUUGGGUGGUUUUAUAUGAUACAGUUUUACCAUCUCAAAUGAAAAAAUAAAAUAUGGUUUGGCGUAUCACAGAGGAAAAUCUCCAACACAUAUAGAUUUAGUUAUUCUUUUGUAAGAGACCUAUCUUUUUUUACUUAUUGGGUGUUAUCCAUAGCGAAAGGUAGAACCACUAGGGCUUGGAAUGAUCACAUAGCUAUAACUCGAUGGAGGUUGGCAGGAUUUGAACCUGGUCUCUACGACGGAAAUCCAGUGCUCUAAUCAUUAUCCCAUUGCUCUAGAGGUGAGCACCUAGAAAAGAGGAUAAGGCUCAUACCAAUCACGAGAAAAAGGAGGAGAAGGCAUGUUAUGUUGUGUUUCUAUUAGGGCUAUACUCAAACAACGCUAUCUUUAUUCUAAAAUACCCCUGCCGCUGCAAACCUGCCGACUAAGUGAAUUUCCAUUUGUCUGAAUUGAUUUUCAAUCAAAUCUUUUUAAAUAACAUUAGGUUUAACGAGUUCCUAGGUUUGUUGCUACAAGGAAACUAAUAAAGUGUGUUUUUU